This is a messenger RNA of Alligator mississippiensis (American alligator), 15382 nucleotides long. It is a transcript of the gene ERBB4, whose product is annotated as erb-b2 receptor tyrosine kinase 4. NCBI's taxonomy places the organism in Eukaryota, Metazoa, Chordata, Crocodylia, Alligatoridae. The transcript is spliced from 30 exons. Bases 385 to 4455 code for a protein of 1356 amino acids. Gene Ontology annotation, molecular function: transmembrane receptor protein tyrosine kinase activity; epidermal growth factor receptor binding; ATP binding. The record is from RefSeq and is a predicted model, not a curated record. Gene Ontology annotation, biological process: multicellular organism development; positive regulation of cell population proliferation; protein phosphorylation. Gene Ontology annotation, cellular component: signaling receptor complex; basal plasma membrane.
UAAUGUAUUUUUUGGGUGGGUGUCUCGCUCCUCGGUGCGGAGCAGCCGGGCGCCGCGACUCCAUGGCACUGGCGCGCCGAGAGCCUCCUGCCACCGCAGCCCCGGGCCAGGCGUGAGCGGGAGGGAGGGAGAGAGGCAGGGAGAGGGGCGCCGCCGCCCCGGAGCGGAGCGGAGCAGCCGGCAGAGGCGAAGCGGCGCAGCCGGGAGGCGAUCGCGGCUCGGAAGCAACUUUUCUCCCCGGAGCCCGGCGGGGCAGCAGCGCCUCCCGCCCCGCACCAGCCCCGCGCCCCUCCGGGAGGGGAGGGGAGGGGGCGCGCACAGGGAUAUGCCAUUUGGACCAUGUAGUUGCCACCCCGGGAGCUGAGACGUCGCCCGGCCGCCGACAUGAAGCUGGCCAGCGGACUCCUUUGCUGCCUCUGCUUCCUGGGGAGCUGCGGGACCCUGCAGCCCGGCGCCGCUCAGUCAGUGUGUGCUGGUACUGAGAACAAGCUGAGUUCUCUCUCGGAUCUGGAGCAGCAGUACCGAGCAUUGCGCAAGUAUUAUGAAAACUGCGAGGUAGUUAUGGGCAACCUGGAAAUCACCAGCAUUGAACACAACCGAGACCUGUCCUUCCUAAGGUCUAUCCGAGAAGUCACAGGGUAUGUCCUGGUGGCUUUGAAUCAAUUUGAGCACCUCCCAUUGGAAAACCUACGCAUCAUUCGUGGGACAAAACUCUAUGAGGACCGUUAUGCUUUAGCAAUAUUUCUUAACUACAGAAAGGAUGGUAACUUCGGACUUAGGGAGCUCGGCCUUAAGAACUUGACUGAAAUACUGAAUGGAGGAGUGUACGUUGGCCAGAACAAAUUUCUUUGCUAUGCGGACACUAUUCAUUGGCAAGACAUUGUGCGUAACCCUUGGGCCUCCAACUUCACUUUGGUUCCAACAAAUGGCAGCUCAGAAUGUGGACGAUGUCACAAAUCCUGUACAGGCCGAUGCUGGGGACCCACAGAGAAUCACUGCCAGACCUUAACAAAGACAGUGUGUGCAGAGCAAUGUGAUGGACGAUGCUACGGGCCUUAUGUCAGUGACUGUUGCCAUCGGGAAUGUGCUGGAGGUUGUUCUGGACCUAAAGACACUGAUUGCUUUGCUUGCAUGAAUUUCAAUGACAGUGGAGCGUGUGUCACUCAGUGCCCCCAGACUUUUGUCUACAAUCCCACCACCUUCCAGCUGGAGCACAAUCAUAAUGCCAAGUAUACCUAUGGAGCUUUUUGUGUCAAAAAAUGUCCACAUAACUUUGUGGUGGAUUCUAGCUCCUGUGUACGUGCCUGUCCUAGCUCCAAAAUGGAGGUUGAAGAAAAUGGUAUUAAGAUGUGCAAACCCUGCACUGACAUUUGUCCUAAAGCGUGUGAUGGCAUUGGCACAGGGAGUUUGGUGUCAGCUCAAACUGUGGACUCCAGCAACAUUGACAAGUUCAUAAACUGCACCAAGAUCAAUGGAAACCUGAUUUUUCUUGUCACUGGGAUUCAUGGGGACCCAUAUCACACAAUUGCAGCUAUCGACCCAGAGAAAUUAAAUAUCUUCCAAACAGUGAGAGAGAUAACAGGUUACCUGAAUAUACAGUCAUGGCCUGAAAACAUGACAGAUUUCAGAGUGUUUUCUAACUUAGUUACCAUAGGUGGGAGAGCCCUUUACAGUGGCCUUUCCUUACUUAUCCUCAAGCAGCAGGGGAUUACUUCUCUACAGUUCCAGUCCUUGAAACAGAUCAGUGCAGGCAACAUCUACAUAACUGACAACAGUAAUCUGUGUUACUACCAUACAGUCAACUGGAGCAGCCUUUUCAGCACACCCACCCAAAAGACAGUGAUCCACCGAAAUAAAAAGGCUGAGAACUGCACUGCAGAUGGAAUGGUGUGUAACAAAUUAUGCUCCAGUGAUGGCUGUUGGGGACCAGGACCAGACCAGUGCCUCUCCUGCAAGCGUUUCAUCAGAGGAAGGACCUGUAUAGAGUCUUGUAACCUUUAUGAUGGUGAAUUUCGAGAGUUUGCAAAUGGUUCUGUCUGCAUGGAAUGUGAUCCCCAGUGUGAGAAGAUGGAAGACAACAUGAUCACGUGCUAUGGACCAGGGCCAGACCAUUGCACCAAGUGUUUCCAUUUUAAGGAUGGGCCAAACUGUGUAGAAAAGUGCCCUGAUGGUUUGCAGGGAGCAAACAGCUUCAUUUUCAAAUAUGCUGACGAGGACCGUGAAUGCCAUCCUUGUCAUCCGAACUGUACCCAAGGGUGCAUAGGUCCACGUAUUGAGGACUGCAUCGGCCUGAUGGAUAGGUGUAGAGGUCCCGCUAGUCAUGACUGCAUUUACUAUCCAUGGACACGCCAGUCCACUUUACCACAAUAUGCUAGAACCCCCCUGAUUGCUGCGGGAGUGAUUGGUGGACUCUUCAUCAUCGUUAUUGUGGGCCUGACGUUUGCUGUUUAUGUUCGGCGCAAGAGCAUUAAGAAAAAGAGGGCCCUACGAAGGUUUCUGGAAACUGAGCUAGUGGAACCCUUGACACCAAGUGGUACUGCACCAAACCAAGCACAACUUCGUAUUCUGAAGGAAACAGAGCUAAAGCGAGUCAAGGUCCUUGGCUCUGGAGCCUUUGGAACAGUGUAUAAGGGCAUUUGGGUCCCUGAAGGAGAAACUGUAAAGAUUCCUGUGGCUAUUAAGAUUCUUAAUGAGACUACAGGCCCCAAGGCCAAUGUGGAGUUCAUGGAUGAAGCUCUUAUUAUGGCAAGCAUGGAUCAUCCACACCUGGUACGACUCUUGGGGGUCUGCUUGAGCCCUACCAUUCAGCUGGUCACUCAACUGAUGCCUCAUGGCUGUUUGUUGGACUAUGUUCAUGAACAUAAGGAUAACAUUGGCUCCCAGCUCCUGCUAAACUGGUGUGUCCAAAUAGCUAAGGGAAUGAUGUACCUGGAAGAGAGGAGACUGGUACACCGAGAUCUGGCAGCCCGGAACGUCUUGGUGAAAUCACCAAACCACGUGAAGAUCACUGAUUUUGGCCUGGCCAGGCUCCUAGAAGGGGAUGAAAAGGAAUAUAAUGCUGAUGGUGGAAAGGUAGAUUUUAUGCCAAUUAAGUGGAUGGCUCUGGAGUGUAUACACUACAGGAAAUUCACCCAUCAAAGUGAUGUUUGGAGCUAUGGAGUUACUAUCUGGGAGCUUAUGACUUUUGGUGGAAAGCCCUAUGAUGGAAUCCCAACACGGGAAAUUCCUGACCUGUUGGAGAAAGGGGAAAGGUUGCCUCAGCCUCCCAUCUGCACCAUUGAUGUUUACAUGGUGAUGGUGAAAUGCUGGAUGAUUGAUGCUGACAGUCGGCCUAAGUUCAAGGAGCUGGCUGCUGAAUUUUCAAGAAUGGCUCGAGACCCUCAAAGAUACCUGGUUAUUCAGGGUGAUGAUCGUAUGAAGCUUCCAAACCCUAAUGACAGCAAAUUCUUCCAAAAUCUACUGGAUGAGGAGGACCUGGAAGAUAUGAUGGAUGCUGAAGAAUAUCUUGUUCCACAAGCGUUUAAUAUCCCUCCUCCCAUCUACACUUCCAGGGCAAGAAUUGACUCCAACAGGCAGCCUUCCAGCAGCAUUCCUGGAGCACUGGAGCUGCUAUGCAAAAGAACAGGGCGUGGGAAUGCUGGACCCUGCCCAGGGAUGAAGCAGAGUGAAAUUGGACACAGCCCUCCUCCUGCGUACACCCCUAUGUCAGGAAACCAGUUUUUGUAUAGAGAUGGCGGCUUCACUGCUGAACAAGGAGUGCCUCUGCCAUACAGACCCACUGGCUGCAUAGUACCAGAGGCCCCAGUUAUCCAAGGAGCUGCAGCAGAGAUCUUUGAUGACACUUGCUGUAAUGGCACACUGCGGAAGCAGGUGGCUACCCUUGCACAAGAGGACAGCAGCACUCAGAGGUAUAGUGCUGACCCAACAGUAUUUGUACCUGAGCGGGGUCCACGGAGUGAGUUAGAUGAAGAUGGAUACAUGACUCCAAUGCGUGACAAGCCCAAAACAGAUUAUUUGAACCCAGUAGAGGAGAAUCCAUUUGUCUCCCGCCGGAAGAACGGUGAUCUCCAAGCUCUGGACAACCCAGAGUAUCACAAUGCUCCAAAUGGGCAAUCCAAAGCAGAGGAUGAAUAUGUGAAUGAGCCAUUGUACCUCAACACCUUUGCUAACACUUUGGAAAAUGCCGAGUACCUGAAGAACAAUGGGCUUCCUUUGCCGGAGAAAUCCAAGAAGGCCUUUGACAACCCAGAUUACUGGAAUCACAGCCUGCCACCACGAAGCACCCUCCAGCACCCGGACUACCUGCAGGAGUACAGCACAAAAUAUUUUUACAAACAAAAUGGACGGAUCCGGCCCAUCGUGGCAGAGAACCCUGAAUACCUCUCUGAGUUCUCCCUGAAGCCUGGCACUGUGCUGCCCCCACCACCCUACAGACACCGAAACACAGUGGUGUAGUAACAACAGUAUUACAGAAGUGGAGAGGCAACCCCUUUUUAGCAGCCUCUCUUUCUUUCUCUCUCUCUCUCUCUCUCUCUUCCUUUCUCCUGUGAGCUUCCUCUUCUUACCAGUUCACUCACUUUGAUAUUUCCAAGUGGAAGGACACCUUUAAGUCAUCUGCCGAUUGGGUUGGGAACCCAGAAGGAAAGAAAGAAAGAGAACGAAAGGAGGACAAAAUCUGGCAUUUCUCGCUUUCCACAGACCCAGAGGGUCAGAAGGUCAGACAAGCCAGAGAAUACCAGUAAAGGCCAGUGGCAGUGUUGCCUGCUGUCAAGCUAAUUCUCAGUGAUUCAACUUGGAUGCUGUAGGGAAAGUCACACAGUGUCUGUUUCUAUCAGCAGGAACUGAUGAGAGUCUAUUCAGCAUUCCUGGAAAUCGCAAUGCAGUUUCCAUUAGGGAAAAAAAAAGGACAAUUUUUUAUACCAUGUGUGAUAGCAUAAUAAUUGAGAUUGAAAAUCCAAUUUCUUUCUCUAACACUUUCUAUCCCAGCAACUGAAAAUGGCUAACCCAGCUUUCCAUAACCAUUCAGAUCUUCGUCGUGGCCAUCCAAGAAAUAAUGACAGCAGCAACAAUAAUGAUUUGAUUCUUUGCAUCUGGCCAUUCCCUUCUUCUUAGCCACUCCCACAGUUUUGUUCCAUUUCCUAACCAUGGAGACUUUAACUCAAAGCUCCUGUGCAUGACAUUACCGUGUGUGUCUACAUGCCAACAAGUAUUUUAAACACAAAACCAUCCUUUCAGGAAAGAAAUCUAACAAAACAAAUGUAAACCUCCAACAUCCUUUUUUUGAAAGCAAAGGAGAGAGGCUAGGACUCAAGAUUUGUAUCCACAGGGCCUCACUUUCAUGUUUUAUACCUAUUGAUUAUACGAAAAGAAAAAAAAAAACCAACAUGCAAUUUUCCCCUCUAUUUCUUUUUGCUCAUUGAUUAAAUUGCUUGGGGAUGCAGUAGGCAACACUGAGGACAAGAUGGAGGGAGGAGAGUUUAAUAUAGCUCAAAAACCCUGUUGGUGUUCCAAGGGGUGGCCCAAACAGGGGGUCUUUUAAACUGGAAAGAAGACACUGGACUGGAUAAAAUGCACAUAGCAGUUCACUGGAAAGUUAGUUUGCACUUAAGCUAUGAUUUUAUUUGUUCUCACUAUGAACUGUUUUCUGGAUUUUGAAUGAAGCAAUAUGGAAGUGACCAGCAAAAUAAAAUAAUUUUAAGUUAAAAGUGAAAUUAUAUAUAAAGGACAACUGUGGAAAUGCCAAAACGAAGCAAAUCAAGUCUUUGGAACAGUGUCCACUGGUUCUGAGAGGCCAGUACAGUGACUACUUCAGAGAGUACAGUGAAGGAGUAACCAGUUCUACUGCUGCCGCAUGAAGGAAAGCAAAGCAAGCACUGGAGGAAGUCAGGGGAGAAAAAUGUCCAGCUCUGUCUUGAAGUACACCAAGGAUGCAAGUUUUCUAAAAAGAGAAAUGCUCUGGCACAGAAGAUAGUAUAUACAAGGUUUUAGAAGCUGAAAUGUGCAUGACUCCGAGCUUUCAUUCAAAAAUGUAAAUAAGUAUGAGUCUGUCUCCAUGCACUUAGUGCCCUUUCAUGAUUUCAGCUUUUACAUAGAUCUUUGAUUUAUUUGCCCCAUGACUCAAAAUAAAUUUAGUCAGAAACAUUUUAGUAUUGGAAACAGAACACCAGAUGGACACAGGGUAGGGGAAAGGGAAAAUAUAGUGACGAGUAGCAUCAGUAGUCCUGCUUUGGAAACACUGAGACUCAGAUCCACUAAGGAAUAUUAGCACCAAACUCUCACUAUGAUCCUAAAUAAAAAUUAGGUGUCUAAAUAUGUAUGGAUCUGUGCCUAAAUUUUUAACUGUUAAGUUUUUAAGAAAAAAAUAAUGGUUGAACAGAAAUUGGAGGUGAGACAGGCUAAUGCACUUUGGCUGCCCCCUCCCACCUCUGAGCACAUGUAUAGGCAGCCUUUGGUACUAUUAACAUUAAAAUCCUUAUUGUGAUGAAACCGAGCAAUAGGUACAUGGCUGGUGAAUGGCCUAGAAAUGUCAUGCAUAUUUUUUCUUAAAUCCUAAAUAAUGUAAUGGGUGGCCACCAGCCACGAGCUGCCUGCCAAAGAGGCAGGCAAGGGAAUAAACUACAACCCUCAUCCUUGUUCCACUGUUGAGUUAAUUUUAAGAGCUGAUGUCCAGCAGUAUUAUAUGAGCAGCCACACUGAUUGCCACAGGUGACUUCCCAUCACCUGACUCCCUCACUUAUUCCAAGGAUUGGCAUGAAAUAUAUGUAUAUGUAAUUCACUGUGUUACAGGAUUUACUAGAUAAAAUUAUUAGUGGAACAGAAGGGGCCCUUUGAUUUCAAAUAUGGGUAUGUUCCUAGUUUUGUGGUUUGAAACAGAAUUUGUGGAUAUCUCUACAAUGUCCCUGUGGAUUUCAGGUUAAGGCUAGUUCCACCUAUGGGGCAUUACAGAAUUAGGUGCAAUUAAGUCAAUUUGAACUAGCUGAACUUAAUUACCAGCUGCUGUGCAAUUAUUAAACACAUAAACCCUGAAUGUAGAUAAAUGGUUUAAAAGCAGCAACAACAACAAAUCUUUGAAGGAGGCAUUGUGGCCAGCUGGUCACUUAAUAAAUCAGUGUGUUGUGGCAGAACAAAAUGAAUAGCAGACCAUUAAAGCAGGAUAAAUAGUUACAAAAGCCUUGUGUAUCUCAGAGGAAGCCUCUUUGUAGAGCGAGGGCUCUUCUGCUCUUGGGUCCUUUCCAUAAGCCCCAGUAAUGUUAACGGGAAAUAUAGGCAGACAUUAAGGAAGCCCAAUCCUGGGAAAACUUAUGUCAACAGGAAGCACUGACUGUGCUAAAAGUUAAGCACGUGUGGAAGUCUGCAAGACUGGGGCCUCAGAGUUAAGCUUCUUGAGAAGAGGGAAUGGACAAACAGUAACGUUCUGGGUUUUUAUGUCCCAUUUGUGAUUCAAAAAACACUGAGAAUAUGAAGGAACAGGGGGGCUUAAUCUCAGUGAACAGAUGUGAAAGUCAAGAAACUCCUAAUGGAAAAUCUCUGUCCAGGCAAUGUGUUUGUUAAUGAAGGGGUGCACUAAAGGACCGAUGAAGAGAGAGAUGUGCACAUCUUGAAAAUAUUGAAGGGAAUUCCACAUAAGUUCAUUAGGAUCCACCUGCUACAUGGUGGGAAACUGGCUUGUGUUCUCUAGUAAUUCAGUAUCAUCAUAACAUUAAAAAAUAAGCCCCACUGAAUAAAUGAAGUGUAAAUAAAUCUGGUCUUUAAUAGUCUAACCUUUUUCCCCCAAAACUUGAAUUACAAAUGAAUUAUUUAUUCAUUUUUUUAAUUGCUGAUUGUGAAUAUGAUAUAAUAUACUCGGUAAUGUGGAAGUGCAGAGGUUCCAUGCACUGAGCAUGAAAGCCCGAGGCAAAGCAGCCACAGAAAUGGCCAGUGAAUUGCAGAGGCUGAUCAGUGCCAAAUGUGUCACCGAUAAUUCUGGGCAAGCAAACAAUUAAAGCAAAUUUGUCGCUAAUGAAAAUUCAGGUGGUGAAAUGCCAAAUGAAUUGCAUAACAACAAAUGGUUACCAUCUAUUUAUCUUAGGCUCCUGGUCUGGGUUGUGUGCAACCAAAAUUUCCUUUAAAAAUCCAUUGCUCUGUAUACAAUUGACCUGUGUAUAAUGUAUUGACCUGGGUUGAACUGAACUUUUUUUUCUGUCUUUUUUUUUCUUCAAGGGAUGAUUAAUCUUAAUGUUCAACAAAACACAAAGUCAAUAGUCUGUAUUGUUAUGUAUGCUCUGAAUGUUUUUCACCAGAAAUAUCUGACUGGUUUAUUGCCUCUUUGCCAUAGAAUCAGAGUGCUUCCGAAGCCUUACAGAAAUAACAAACAGUAUCUAUCUCUUCUUCUCUGAUAAGAGUAACUAACUUGAUAGACUUAAUUUGUGUAUUAUUCUUAGUUUUUAUCAUCAUCAUCAUCUUGGAGAGGUGAGACCAUUCAUCACGUAAGGUGAAGCUCGGGUUUUAUUUUUAAAUGAAAAAUCGAAUUUUCUGUGGAAAGCAGGUGCUUUUCACAAAAAAAAAAUCAUUUCAUAAAAAAAAUCAAUUUUCUGAUGAAAACCAGUUUUGAGAGAGAAUUUUUUCACUAGACUUAAUUAAAUCUCAGGUUCUACAUCUGUCUCUAAAGCCCUUGGACAAGUUUUAAUGACUUUAUUAAUCACAUUUUCCUAUUUAUAUAUGUUUCUGUCUCCCCUGUCACGGAAUACCUGUUGGGAGAAUACCGAAUAACUUCAGGAGAAAAAAAAUGCCUGAAUGUAUUGUCAAACGCACAGCGCAAACAAACCAAAUGAAAAGGGUGGGGGGGGGGUGAGAAAGAGUUUCCUUUUUCCUAAUCUCUUUUGGUGAUAGCCAUCUUCACUGUUACUUAUGCCAACAGAAGCUAAAAGAAUUUCAGGGGAAAUUGUGAUGUGGAAGUUGAUGGUUUCCUAUAACUAUUGAUGGAAACCAACUAGAGCUUAACUUGACAGUAUCCUUCUUUAACUAACUUUUUCACUGACCAGUUUUUAAAUUGACCUCAUUCCUUUUAACUCAUUUUUUUAAUUAACCAUGUUUUUUAAAUUGACAAUGCCUGCCUAUUUAAAUGCAAGAGAGUUUCAGAAUUAUUCAGAGGAGUAAUCUGUUUAAUGUAGAAAAAAAUGGAAAAAACAGAAACUUAGUACUUAUUGCUAUAAGAAGGAGCAGCCUGUAAUGAAACCUCAGACCACAAACCUUUCUAUUUGGGUCGAGAAAUUCAGUAUUAACACUGCCAGCUGCUUUGCAUCUUUUAAUUGAAAAAAAAUGUAAAGCAUGAACACAAAAGUUGCAGAGAGGCAGCUUGUUCCUUUCAUUUCUGCAGGUUGAUGGAAAAUUGGGACUGCCCUGUCUCACUUUUCCAACAACUGGUAGGUCCCAGAAGGCAUUGACAGAGUGAAGAUUAUACUUGUUUAUAUUUUGCUGGGGCAGAGCAGACCAGCAUGCACACAGCAAAGAUCGGAUCCUGUUAUUGUUAUGGGCAAUGGGGGCUCAACUGUGAACUAAGGGAGACCUUUUCUCUCUUUCGGAGGGAAGGAGGGAAACCUUUGCACUAGAGUGAACAUAUUGAGCCUAAUCAUCUGUUGCCCUGUACCUUACACCUGCCAAGAGUGGGUAUAAUUUCCAAUUUAGCAUCAUUAAUAUGAGGGAUUUGUAGAACCUGAUUCUGUAGUGCUUGCCUACAUACACAGGGAAAGUAAUUCAGAGCAAGGUAGGAUUUGAAUUUAAAGCCCAAUAACUAUUCCCUACUAAUGCUGUGUCUGGGCACCCUUAUUCUGGACCGUGGGUCUCAUUCAGAAUUACUUUAAUGCUCUUCCAAUGUGAGUUAAGCUCAGAAUAAGGCACUCUUCCUCCAGAAAAGGAAAUCUAUACAGGGAGUUAGCAGGAAUAGGUAAUCAGAAGUAGUUUUGCAGAAUGCCUGUACUUGUAGAUAAGGCCUUAGCUACUCUAAGCACCUUUGCUCUCCCAGGCUUGAAUUAUUGCUUACACUAUGGCAGGGAUAUCAAAAUUAUCAUGCCUCACUGACCAGAUGAGUAGUAUUGGGCUGGUCUUCAGACCAGACUGGGCCCACAGACAAGCCCUGAGUGCUGAGUCCAGUGUGCAGGGCCAGUUCAACAUGGGUGCCAUGGACAGUGUAUGUCCCAGCCCAGCUCAGAGUGCAGCAGCAUUGUGGCGCUGCCAGCAUUGUACAUCCAGACCAGCCUGAAGUGCAGCUGGCAGCAUGUCCCUCACACUGGCCCCAAGUGUGGCCAUCAUCAUGUGCCUGGGACCAGCUGAGUGCAGCAUGCACCCCGGGGCAGUCCUGAGUAGAGCCAGUGUGUGCUGGGACCGGCCUUGCACACUGUCUGCAGUGCACACCAGACCAGCCCUCCCCUCCCCAUGCACCAUGAGGGGUUGGUCUGAUGUGCACCACAUGCAGUGCACAGGUCCACUCUGAUAUCACGUAUCACUGCAGACUAGAUGAUAGGGCUCCAUGGGCCUCUGGCCCACAGACCAUAUCUUUGACAUGCUUGCAUUAAGACCUUUUUAUAUCAGUGUGGCAGCAUUAAAAGGCAGAAAGUGAGAGAGAGUCAUAAAAAGACAGUAGAAUAGCUCAGGAUUAGGCCUACUCUAUUCUGGGGCUAUACCCAUUCCACUCUUCAGUUUAAAGCAGUUUCCAGGCUGCUUUGCUUCCCCCAGCUUCCUAUUCUCUCCUGUGCCAGGGGCUGGGAGCUGGGCCAGUCUAGAGCUUUCAUGCCAUCACUACACCAGCCAGCCAAGCCCUCCACACAAAAGAUAUUCUCCAGUGGCAUAGAGGCACUUUGCUCACUGGGUUGAUAGCAUUCUCCAUACGCUCUGUGCUUGCUUUUUAAAGUUGUGCGUGCAUGGCAGGUACCGAGGAGAAUAGGAAAGCCUUUGCUUUGCUUUCACAUUUAUGCUUGGGGGCCCUUUUAGCUACACAGUGGGAGCAUCUACACAUGCAAUUAAUGUGCAGCAAUAAACUCUGGCACAUAUUGCACCAGAGUUUAUUGCUCCCAGGUGCCACGUUUGAAUGUGCCGGGGACAGCACAUUCAACUGGGUCAGAGCAGCCCCAGCUGGCAGGGAGCCCAGGGGUCUGCCUGCCAGACUGGGACCAGUCUGACCCAGCUCAAUGUGCUGCAGAGGGGCUGGCUGGGGCACGAGGGUGUCCCAGUGUGGAACUAGCCUGCAGGAAAUCCUUGCACUGAAUCACCUUUUGUGCCCCAGCCAGCCCCAUCAGCAUCUACAUGUGUGUUGCUGUGGAGUAAAAAGCUCCACUGUAGGGUGGUACUUGUGUUUACAAGUACUAACCUGUGGCAGAGUUAACUUGUUUACUUUAUCCUAAUAGCACUGCUCAUGUAGACACUGAGAUGUUUACAGUGGAGCUAAUUAGGCAGCUCUACAGUAAACGUUUCAUGUACACGUGCCCAGCAAGGAGCAUUCACGCCCACCGCCUGGCUCACUUACAUUGACAGAAUUGUGUAAAUGAGCUGCGGCGUAACUAAGACUUUCUUCUCAGAGACCUGUUUGGCUUUUAAAGAACGACCCAAAGUAGAGGAAGUUGCCUUUAAUUUCACUCUGUAAAUACCUUUUAAAAGGUGAUUUGAGCUUUCACUCGCAAUAACAACAUGAAGACUGUAAAUUUAGUUGUAUCAUUUUCCAGCUCAUUUUCAAAUCUGCCACUUGUAAUUCUCUCAUUACCAUUGACCUCAGACCUCCCACUGCUGCUAACAACACUUGAUGUAUUUACUGUAAUGUAACAACAAUUUUUUUGAAAGUUGGGAGUUAUGCAGUAUUGAUAGUUUGGGUUGCUGUUCUAUUUUUUGUUUUAUUGUUCAAACUUCAUCCUGUGGUAGAUACUGCUGCAGUCUAACAGCACAUCCUUUGAAUAGCAUUGCUGUCUUUGAGAUACUUUUUUGAUCGAGUGUUCCACAGAUGGGUAGGUAAUUAUAUAUGUACAUAUUAAUACUUGGGGAUGAACAAAAACAAAGAAUUGUGGCUGCAAGCACCAAGCUGGUUUUCUCCGAAAACUUAAUUUAUUUUUUUUUUACGGUAAAUUUACAUGUUGCACUUAAACUGUACUGAAUCUAUGGAAUCUCACGUGGUGUGAAAGUUAAAGCAGCAGCUGUGAGCAGUUGCACGUUAAGAAUUAAGAGUUUCUUACCUCCACAACUUUGACUUGCCACUAGAGGGCUGGUGAGCAGGGGCAUGUCUAGGAGCCAGAGUAUCUGGGGUGUAUGCCUGUUCUAAGGAUGGGGGCUGGGAGUGGUACAUCCUGAGAUGCUGACACUCAGAGUACACUUAGCACAAGUUAAUAGUGAGUUUUAAUGCAUGGGUGCUUACAUUUUAAGUACUUGUAGUAUGGUCUAAGUGUAACGUGUAACUUGACCCUGACUACUUCUUCUGAGUCUCUUCUAAAAGUAAAGACCAGAUACAAACCCUCUUACCUUGAGCAGUACCUUACUUGCCAGUCAUUGCAUUCAGUAAGCUUAUUCAACUAGUAAUGCAUCUUCUUAAUUUUUAUAUUGUGAAGCACAUAGAGGCCCAAAGUUUUUUUUCUAGGCGCUGUACAUAUUUGCCCCAAAUCAGGAACUUGUUUCAAGUGCAUUGAAGUUGAUGGGAAGAAGUCAUGUGCUUCAAGAACAUGAUUAAGCACUUUCCUAAACCAGUCAUAAGCUGCUUCCCCAUGCAGGUAUCUUACAAGGUAGGUAUGACUGAAAAGCAACUACCAGAAGAAUAGGAUGGAGGGGGAGCAGUAAGGUGAUCAGGCAAUCAUGAAAUUAGUGAAAUAACAGCACUCCAGCUGCCUAGUCAUUAUCAGGAGUAAUUAUCAUCGAAGGAGUGAGUAGGUAGGAGAGAUUUAAAGGUACUGCUCAGCAUAUGUACAUGUGCCCCAGUGUAGCCCCCCUAAAACUUAGUCCUUGACAAGCUCAGAUGGGAAAACAGUUUUAUUCUUUGCAAGUAAUCCCUUCCCAUUGGUAUGAGACCCAUCUUGCCCUGCCCAACAUUUGAACUUCCGUAGGGAGAAAGCACUGUAUUAUCCAUAACACUCCGAAGACUAAACCAUUUUGGGAUAACCACAGUAACGAACUGUGAAUGGUAUUUUAUAGGUGUAGAUAUGUAAGCCGUUCUUUUGAAGUAAAGUACUAUGACAUAUGUAGCAUAAACUGGUACUGCUGUUAAAUGGGUCGAUUAUUAAACUGAGCAGCUGUGUAAAAGGUAGCUAACUUUAAAUGCACUAAAAUCAAUGUUCUUUUGUAUGUGACAAAACUUAGAUGAACUGUGUUGUUACUGGGGAUUGUGAAAGUUGUACUUUUGCUUUUUGUUUUUUCCAAAGGAAGUUUUUAAUUGAGGCCCAACUCCAUGUGCCCCGAAGUGAAAUACUAGAUCUGAUCCCCCCUGCCUCCCCUGAAUUUUGUGGGAUGUUGAGAGUAAAUUAAAAUGGAUGCAUUUUUUAAUUUUGAAACUUAAAUGACAUUUUACAUUCUGAAUGUUGGCAAUGAUAAGUUGGUCAUAUUAAGCUUAUUUUUAUCCACAUUCCAGGAUUUUUUUUUUAAAUUUUCUGAGUUUUGAGUUUAGCACCACAGGAUUGGAAGGGACCCCAGGGUUCAUAUAAUCCCAACGUCAGAAAGAUAAAAUACAAACAAAUUAAAAAAAAAAAUUCUCUGUGUAAGUCAUUCUAAUUCAUCUGUUCAUAUGAAAUCCCUUGCUUGGGCUCAUAUCUAUGUGUGUCUGUGCACACACCCAAGCCCCCGUUUUGUGUGUGCAUGCGUUCAUUCUCCUCAAGAGACUGCUUCAAGGCCCAAUGCUGAAUAGAUUUGCCAGAGUCUGAUACAGCAUCUCUUGAAAGCAAAGGAUUAAACCCCAAGCUAGGCCACAGUGUAAUGUCAUGAGGUUUCAGUAAUAGAAACCUUAUUCACAGCACAAGAAAACUGUUGAGUUCAUGGCCUACAUCUGCCACAUCCUUCUCAUCAAGGCAUCUCCUUAAAGAAUCAACAUGGGUGCUUAACUAGAGGUACCUGAAAAGGCAGAGAUUUUGUGUGUGCUGAUUCCCUGCGCAAGAUAGAAAUGCUGAGAAUGGUAUGAGGCAUAACAACACUGCCAGGUGUCCAGGGCAGCUAUAACAUAUGGGAUCAGCAGUGACUUCUGGUUACCACCAGUGCAACCAUGCGGCUGCAGCAGCAGUGCUUUUUUUCAGCCCACCCUCCAGCCCCAAUUACCCAUGCUAGUUGCACUACUGCAUAACGUACUGAAGGCCAAACUAGUUCUGAACAUGCUGAACUCUGAGAACCAGGUUACAUUGUCCUAGAUGGAGCAUUGCAUUGAUGCAGUUAUAUUGCUUCUGAAGCAGGUCCAUUAAGAACUAGCUUGGGUGUCUCUGUACAAAGAUGCAAUUUGCUAUGUAGACAUCCCAAUGAAAAACUCUGCCUUAGAAGUACUUUCAAAGAAAAGAUAAGCGACAUCAUUACGGGGAAAGACAUUUUCAUUUUACAUGACAUGGUGCAUUCAGAGUUAGCUGCUUUUUAGAAACAAAAAAACAAAAAAAAUACUACUGUAUGUUACUUUGAAAAUGUGAAUAGUAUUUUUAUAGCUUGUUAAAGACACGGCUAGUUGCAUUUGUAAAUAAGGAUAAUGUUGCUUUUAUUUUCCUUUGUGGACACCAUUAUUUGGAACAUAAUUGUCUUUAGGGUUGAUUUGUAUAUAAGUAAUUUGCUUGUGAUUUAUUUCCCCCCUGCUUUCUUUCUUCCCCUCCCCUACUCCCCCUCCCCCCUCACCUACAGUUUUGGUUAGAAGUAUCAUUUUUGACAUUCUGUGUGAGUCUGUGUUUAGCACUAUUGUGGUGUGUUCAGACUUCCUGCACUUGCUUACACAGUAGGGUAUGCCAAUUGUGUGUGGCGUAAUGUUACUUUAACCUUUUGUUUCUCAUAUUUCAGCUAGGAAGAAUUAUGCACUGUUAAAAUACAUAUUGACUUGGUUAAUAUUAGCUAUAUAUUUUAGUAUAAUUUCCCUUCUUUUCCCUGUUAUUUUUGUCCUUUUUCCUUUUUUAUUUUUUUUUCCUUAUUUCUUUUCUUUCUUUCUUUUUGGAGGCUGGGGAGAAACCUGUGGAUCUUUUCUGUGUGUGAUUAGGCUCUUUUUUCAGUGUAUGCUCCCAAGCUCCUCAUUCUGGCUUUCUGGGCUAGAGUUUUAUCCGUUUGUUAAGACAAAUGUAGACUGCGACCUGCUUUGCCUCAACCCACACUGGUCAUCCCGGCUGAACAAUUUGAAAACUGUUCUGCAUUUUUGUUACAUGAAUCUGUCAGAAAUAUAUUUUUAAUUUAAUAUAAAUGAAAUUCAAUAAAAUAUGAAACAAAU